Molecule: messenger RNA, 1536 nt
Organism: Papilio machaon (common yellow swallowtail)
Lineage: Eukaryota; Metazoa; Arthropoda; Insecta; Lepidoptera; Papilionidae
Product: cyclic GMP-AMP synthase
Exons: 5
Coding region: 117-1328 (403 amino acids)
Source: RefSeq, a predicted model, not a curated record
AGUUCCGAAUGUGAUAUAUAAAAUAAUAAACUUUGUAUUGAAGCAAACAAAACGUAUUCAGCUAAUCUGAAAACAAGUCGUCAGGAAUUCUAGAUAAAUAAUAAUUCCAAAUUACAAUGGCGUUUGUUGAAUGCGUACUGGACAGAAUGGUAUCAACCUCGGCGGUGCCGGUGAAGCCGGUGCUGCGCGACCUCAACGAUGUGCUCGCAGAUGUCUAUGUCAGGCACAUCGCACUCAGAAAAGAGGACUGUCGUUACUACUACGAAAUAUUUACACAGAUUUUCUACCGGAUACAUAACGCUAUGAAGGAGGUGGAUCCCUACUACGCCAAGUAUUCGAGUGAGGUAAAAUUCGCGGGAAGUCAUUUCGAUAGACUGCGCAUUAACAAGCCCGACGAGUAUGACAUGGUGAUCGUAGUCCAUGUGCCCUUCAACUUCAUACAGAUCGAGCCGAAACAUCCGGGAUACGUGCAGCUACGCGUCGACACUCGCCCCGGCUCCCCCCGGCAGUACACACCCGACAGCGUCGAGGUCAAAACUGCCUACAAGUGGCUCGACAGUAAGAACUACAUCCUGCGAUCUGAAUACGCCAACUGGAUAAAGAGCAUUAUCAUUAGGGCCAUAGAUCGCUUAUCACGCCAGGUGCAGAAUGCUAAUAAGGAGAAUAUGUAUACCGUGCGAUACACUGAGACUGGGCCGGCCCUUACCCUUAUAAUAGAGAACGACACGGGCUUUAAGCUAGAUGUGGACUUGGUGCUGGCGCUGCAGUUUUCGGAAAGUCGGUGGCCAGUGGAGGGGUACAACAGUAUUCCCGCGGGAUGCAGCGUGGGCCACUGGAUGGUGGCGCCCAAGCCCAACCGGCACGGCUACGACAUCCACGACGAGAACCGUUCCUGGCGUAUCUCGUUACAAGAGCAGGAGAGAAAGUUAAUACACGACUCGCAUAAUCUGCGCUUGACUGUUAAACUGCUAAAAAAAUUACGCGACUCCAAAAACAUGUCUCAUCUCGCGAGCUAUUAUAUAAAGACCUUAUUCCUCUGGGAAGUGACUGAAAAUACCGACGCUGAUUUCUGGAUGAGAAAUGAUUUAGCGACACUCUUCAAGCAUAUGCUGCAGAAGCUUCACUCGGCAUUGCGUGUUCAUAGAAUUAAUUACUUCUGGAAUUCGAGGUACAAUCUCAUUGGCAACCUCAAUCCCAAUGUGGUAGAGUCAUAUGCAAACAUCGUGGGCAACUUGCUACAAUCUUUAAACACCAGUGAGAGCCACCUGAGCGUCGCAAAGUAUUUACUCACUAAAGCUGAAUUCGAAUCUUAUAGGAGAUUCUUUUAAAACAUUCAGUCUGAAUUCAAUUAUCAGCAUCCGAGACAGCAUCUUGCAAGAACGAUGGCGGAUUGAUGUGCAUUUCUUAAAUUUAACCCUAAGAUAUUGAUGACCAUUCCCGUGCUGAGAGCUCUCCGAGCUUCACUACUAGCUGAGCGUUCUGUCAUGUAGACACAAAAAAGAAAUAACUUCAAUUUUGUAUACUCAAUAAAAUAUU